Volvox carteri f. nagariensis is the source of this 3744-nucleotide messenger RNA. RefSeq names its product flagellar associated protein FAP118 (gene fap118). The transcript is spliced from 25 exons. Gene Ontology annotation, biological process: non-motile cilium assembly; intraciliary retrograde transport; protein localization to cilium. Gene Ontology annotation, molecular function: protein binding. The record is from RefSeq and is a predicted model, not a curated record. NCBI's taxonomy places the organism in Eukaryota, Viridiplantae, Chlorophyta, Chlorophyceae, Chlamydomonadales, Volvocaceae. Gene Ontology annotation, cellular component: intraciliary transport particle A; non-motile cilium. Bases 1 to 3744 code for a protein of 1247 amino acids.
AUGGCAAUGCAGCUCCUCAGGCAUCUGCGACUCUGUAAGAAGAUUGCUAUCCCAAACAAUGUAAAACUAAGGUGUAUAUCAUGGAAUACAGAUCAGGGCUGGAUUGCUUGCGGUGGAGAGACUGGAUUGCUGAAGGUUCUCCGUCUUGAUGGCGCAACUAGUAAGGACACGAAGGGGAAGAAGGAAGGUGGUCCGCCGGGCGGAAACCUCUCCCUUAACCAAACCCUUGAGGGCCAUAAUGGCUCGGUCAUGUGCGUGUGCUGGAACAACGCUUUCCAGAAGCUCACCACCAGCGAUGAGUUUGGACUCAUCAUUGUGUGGAUGCUGCACAAGGGCAUGUGGUUUGAGGAGAUGAUUAACAACAGAAAUAAGUCCGUGGUAAAGGACAUGAAGUGGACGGCCAACGGCGAAAAGAUUUGCAUCAUCUACGAAGAUGGCGCCGUCAUUGUGGGAUCCGUGGACGGCAACCGCCUUUGGGGCAAGGAGCUCGGCAUGGAGCUUGCACUCGUGGAGUGGUCUCCGGACGGCCGCCUGCUGCUGUUUGCCACGCCGCAAGGCGAUUGCCACGUGUACGAUGGCAACGGCAAUGGAGUGGCCAAGGUGCCACUAUACUGCAAUGAGGGGUAUGCAGGUGCCUCCAAGAUCAUUGGUGUGGAAUGGUACGACGGCGUGGAGGGCUACGCAGAGCCCAACUGCCCUGUGCUGGCUAUCUGCCUGGACAACGGACGAAUGCAGCUGAUGCGUUACGAGUCGGACGACAACGCGGUGUGCAUUGACACGGGCAUCAAGCCGGUGAAAGUCAAAUGGAACAUGAACGGCACGAUCUUGGCCGUGGCCGGCUUCCAGACGAGUAGCGCGGUGGCGGACGGGCGGGAGCUGUGGAUGGUGCAGUUCUAUAACCACAACGGCGAGCACCUUCGCACGCUGCGAGUCCCCGGUGGUGGCAUCUCCGGCAUCUCCUGGGAGGGCAACGGGCUGCGUCUGGCGCUCGCUGUGGACAGCUACGUCUACUUCGCAAACGUACGCCCCGACUACAAGUGGGGGUACUUUUGCAACACGCUGGUGUACGCCUUCAACCGGCCUGACCGCUCCGAGCACUGCGUCAUGUUUUGGGACACCAAGAACAACGACAAGUACCCCAAGUAUGUGCGCAAGCUGGUCGCCAUCCAGGCGUUUGGGGACUUCUGCGUCCUGGCAACCAAGGGUGAGAACCAGGGAGAGCACAUUCUCAUCCUGUGCAACGCGAUCGGGUCCCCUGUGGAUUCCAAGUACAUUGAGGUUGAGCCCAAGUACCUGGCCAUCACCAACUACCAUGUGAUUGCCGCCAAUGACGAGGUGGUGUAUGUGUGGCAGUUCAGGACGUCGUUCUCCAAGGUUCUGUCCACCGACAUCAACGCGGUGAAGCGCAAGGAUGUGCGUGAAAAGAUGUUCUCGGUGGACGAUGCUAACCCGGCGCUGUCGGACCGCUCUCCUGAGUCCUUCCGCAACAUGACCACCCAGACGACCGACCCCAUCGCCUGCAUCACCGCCUGCGACUCGGUGCUCAUGAUUGGUCGCGCCAGUGGGGUGGUGAACCGAUACUCCCUGCCGCACCUCACACUGGACGCGCAGCACGUGCUCAGGUGCAGGCCGCAGAUGCUCUCCCUCAACUGCAACCUAAGCAAGAUGUCGAUCAUUGAUAUCAACGGCGUACUCACCUUCUUUGACCUCACGGCGAAGGCGACAGGCGGUGGCGCCAACACCAUGGGAGAGCACCUGGCCUUUGAGCGCAAGGACGCGUGGGACAUGCGGUGGGCGGACGACAAUCCCGAGUUGUUCGCUAUGAUGGAGAAGACCCGCAUGUACAUCUUCCGAGGGCUCGACCCCGAGGAGCCCGUCACCUCCGCUGCCUACCUGUGCUCCUUCCACGACCUGGAAAUCACAGCCGCCUUCUUGGACGACAUCAUGCAGCAACCCGACCAGCCGGACCUGGAGUUUAUGGUCAUGUAUGAGACGCGCAGUCUGAGGGAUACCAGGGAGCUCCUCAAGAGCGCCUCUGUGGAUGACGCCUACUCGUUCGUGGACUCCAACAGCCACCCCCGCCUGUGGCGCAACCUGGCUGAGCACGCCUUGGAGGCGCUGGACUUCACCACCGCGGACAAGGCCUUUGUGCGGUGCGCGGACUACCAGGGCAUUCAGUUUGUCAAGCAUUUGGGCAAGCUGGAUGACAAGGCAAAGCAGCGCGCGGAGGUGGCGGUUUACUUCAAGCGCUUUGACGAGGCUGAGCAGCUGUACAUGCGUAUGGACCGCCCCGACCUGGCCAUCGACAUGCGUAUGCGGCUGGGAGACUGGUUCAAGGUGGAGCGACUGAUUCGCGAGUCCAGCGGCGACGACGCGCAGCUGCUUCACGCACACAACAAAAUCGGCCAGUAUUACAGCGACCGACACAAGUGGGGCAAGGCGGCGCAGUACUAUGCACAGGCCAAGAACAGCGAGAUGCUCGUCGAGUGCUUUUACGCGCUGGAGGACUUUGUGGCGCUGGGUCGCCUAAUGGACGCCCUUCCGGACGGCUCCCCGCUGCUGGCCAAUAUUGGCGAGAAGUUCCAGAGCGUGGGGUUGUGCAAUGAGGGCGUGACGGCCUUCCUCAAGGCCGGGGAUACCAAGCGCGCCAUCGACUGCUGUGUGUUGUUGAACCAGUGGGACCAGGGUGUGUCGCUGGCUCAGACACAUAACUUCCCGCAGAUAGAGCAGCUGCUGGCCAAGUAUGCCAACCACUUGCUGGAGAAAGACAAGGUGAUGGAUGCCAUUGAGUUGUACCGGAAGGCCAACCACUCGAUGGAGGCGGCCAGGCUAUUGCAGGACCUUGCCAAGAAGUGUGCCUCCCAGAAGGUCCACCCGCUCCGUGUCAAGAAGCUGUACGUGCUGGCUGCUCUGGAAAUUGAGAAGUUCAAGAAGCGAACCUUGGAACUAGCGGGACCCGAUAAGGCGGCAGCCACCCUACUUGGAGGGGCGGGAGGAGGAGCGGGCGGUACAGCCACCAUGGCGGCCACUGCGGCGCAGACGCUCGCCGGCCUUAUGACACUCGAGUCGGUCGUAUCAGGCGAGGCGGGUGUGGAUUCCGCCUGGCGCGGUGCGGAGGCCUACCACUUUUGGCUGUUGGCGCAUCGGCAGUUGUACUCGGGCAAUGUGGACCUGGCCAUGCGUACGGCGUUGCAUCUGCGCGAGUACGAGGAUCUGUUGGAUCCACUGGAAAUCUACUCCUUCCUGGCGCUGGCCGCCUUUUACAACCAGUUCUUUGGGCAAUGCUCGAAGGCCUUCAUCAAGCUGGAGUCCAUGCCCUCCAUCCCCACCGACAAGCGCGAGGCGUUUGCCGACCUGGCCAUGUCCAUAUUCCUGAAGCACCCGCCUGCCGAUCCGAGGGCGCUGCGGGAGACUCGUGAGAAAAAAGGUCUGGGAGGCGGUGGAGGUGCGGCAACUGGCAGCUCCCUGGACGCGCUGCUGGAAGACCUGGGCGGCGGCCGGGAUCAGGUUUGUGUCGCCAGUGGCCGCAUCGUUCGUGAUGGCAACGUGGUCCGCUGCCGCACCUGCAAGCACCUCUCCAUCACCCACGAGCUGCGAGGCAACACCAUCUGCCCGCUGUGCCACUCUGCGUUGCCUGCAACUGCCGCCGCAGCCGGUGUGGGGGCGGGGGGCCCGCCUGGCAGGUCCCUGUCCUCCAAGGCGUCGACGGCGGCUCAGAUGUCGCACCUGUAUGCGGGCUACUGA